Molecule: messenger RNA, 1078 nt
Organism: Crotalus tigris (Tiger rattlesnake)
Lineage: Eukaryota; Metazoa; Chordata; Lepidosauria; Squamata; Viperidae
Product: testicular haploid expressed gene protein-like
Exons: 7
Coding region: 205-810 (201 amino acids)
Biological process (GO): spermatogenesis
Source: RefSeq, a predicted model, not a curated record
UGCGGUCAUAGUCUCCCUGGCAACAUCGCUCGCCUUACUCUGAUUGCUUAAGCCAUGCAGAGACUCAAAACAGAACAUCCCUGAGACAUCUAUGUCCCCGUUCACCAGGCGUGAGUGAGUUUUGGUCAUCCGUUGCUCGCUUGGAACAUCACGUCCAUUUCCCCCUCCUCCAUAAGCCUGCAGGGCUGGCUGCUCUGGUAACUGAUGUCUUCAGAAUGGGGCCUCAAGCAGGAUCGGCUCAGCAUCCUUGCCCGACCAAAAGUCAACCACCAGGUGCUCUUCUCCAGACCUUCUGUAUACUGGGUAGAUAAAAUACCCAAAGAGCAGCCGAGAUACACAAUUCCAGUUAUGACUUCCAGGCAGGAAGAGUUGUCUGAAUUCAAGAGGGUCCAUUCAAGCUACGAAUAUAACAGAUUUUUUUCUGAGACGCCAGUAACACCCGCAGCUCUGAACGGGGUGGCAUCGCCCAGAUUAAAGAACCUGUCACGGCCCCGGCCUGUCACAGAUAUCUCGGAGUUAAAUAAUCUUAACUGGUUUAUGGUGAGAAAAGGAGCCUUAACUGCGGUUCCCACACCACGGAUAAUUGCUCUAGCCAAACCAAAGUGCAGUCCCACAACUUCAGAGAAACCCCAUAAAAAACGUCGUCCUGUUCCUACAGCAGAAAAAUUAGAAGAACUCUCCAGACCCCGGGUCUAUAUUUUUGAAGAGCACGACCCGUACAAAGUUUCCAAGGCUGCUCUCAAAUACGAUCCUUCUCCUCGCAUUAUGGAAAUUAGCCGUCCAGUCAGAGUGCGAGGAAAAAUCAUUUGAAUUACGUAAGAUGUUGGUUUUCCUUGCUUCUAUGUUAUUUGGCAAACCAAUUAAAGGAUUUUGCAUCUCUCAGGAUUGUAAAUUGCAUACAGUGCUUUUUUUGUAAAAAAAAAAAAAAAAAGUGCCGGAACUCACACAUAUCAUACAACCUGCCUUGCCUCCCUUACAAGGUUCCAUCCAAAAAAGAUGCUAGAACUCCGUUCUGGGUGUUCUAUGACAAAAAAAGCCCUUGCAUAUCAUAUAUACAUCAUCAGUGGGUCUCUGGUUA